Ilyonectria robusta is the source of this 354-nucleotide messenger RNA. RefSeq lists its product as uncharacterized. The record is from RefSeq and is a predicted model, not a curated record. Bases 1 to 354 code for a protein of 117 amino acids. The transcript has a single exon. Lineage: Eukaryota; Fungi; Ascomycota; Sordariomycetes; Hypocreales; Nectriaceae.
AUGCAAGUCAAGCCAGCGCGGCGUUUAGAUAUUGCCACCCGUAUUACACAACCGAGCUUCGUUCGAGCAUCCGGAAUCAUAUUACAACCAAGUAACUUGGAGAUCUGGGAUCACUACCAACACAAGGAGAAGCCCAGAAACACAACUGGUGAUCCCUGCCCCGCCGUGGUCAACACGAACAUGUCGCCUCCAAGCCUCCCCCCCUCUCCGGAAGCCCACGCGGUAACACCGCCUCCUUGCCGAUCGCAACUGGGAUGCAUUCGCCCCAUUCCCUCUGGUGGCACAUUUGCCGAGGUUGACAACUGGAUUUCCCUCGCAGAUCCCUCUUUUCUGUUUCUGCGUGUGCCCAAGUAA